This is a messenger RNA of Tarenaya hassleriana, 2143 nucleotides long. Its product is annotated as regulatory protein NPR1. Gene Ontology annotation, cellular component: nucleus; cytoplasm. NCBI's taxonomy places the organism in Eukaryota, Viridiplantae, Streptophyta, Magnoliopsida, Brassicales, Cleomaceae. Bases 195 to 1964 code for a protein of 589 amino acids. Gene Ontology annotation, molecular function: protein binding. The transcript is spliced from 4 exons. Gene Ontology annotation, biological process: defense response to bacterium; systemic acquired resistance, salicylic acid mediated signaling pathway; regulation of jasmonic acid mediated signaling pathway. The record is from RefSeq and is a predicted model, not a curated record.
UUGUGUGUUGUUGAUUCAGAUGGGGGAAGUUUCCCACGUUAUAACCUUUCCUCGAAAUUUACCGGUGGUCGUUAACCUGAAUCUCUCUCCAUUGACUUGGGUUUGCUUUCUCAGUGUGUUAUCAAUGGCGGUCUAGUCUGAGUCCUCUGAUUCUCUCUCCGAUUUCGGAAUUUGUGGUUUUCAUCGGAUGGUUGAUGGACAACAGAGGUGGAUUCUCCGAUUCCAACGAAAUCAGUUACACCACGACGGAGGACACUGAAUCAUCCAUCGUUUUUCUGGCGGAUGGUCUCACGGCACCGGAGGUCUCGGCUCUGCAACUUCUCUCUUGUACCCUCGAGUCGGUGUUUGAUUCUCCGGAAUCGUUCUACAGCGAUGCCAAGCUGGUCCUCGCCGGCGGCGAGGAGGUCUCCGUCCACCGCUGCGUUCUCUCGUCGAGAAGCCCCUUCUUCAAGAGCGCGUUAGCAGCCGCGGCUAAGGAGAAAGAAGGAGGCGGUGAAGGAUCGUCAGGCGCCGUGAAGCUCGAGCUGAAAGAGGUCGCUAGGGAUUACGAAGUCUGUUUCGAUUCGGUCGUGGCUGUUUUGGCCUACCUUUACAGUGGCAAGGUGAGGCCACCGGCGAAGGGAGUGUCCGACUGCGUCGACGAAGAUUGCUCUCACUCGGGGUGUAGACCGGCGUUGGAUUUCGUGGUGGAGGUUCUAUAUCUGGCCUUCGUUUUCCAGAUUCCGGAACUAGUUACUCUGUAUCAGAGGCAUUUAUUGGAUAUCAUAGACAAGGUUGCAAAAGACGACAUCCUGAUCAUCCUCAAGGUAGCCAACAUCUGCGGUAAAGCAUGCAAGGGACUAUCAGACAGAUGCAUCGACAUCAUCGUCAAGUCUGAUGUGGCUAUAGUUAGCCUUGAGAAAUCCUUACCCCAUCACAUUGUCAAGCAAAUAAUCGACACCCGAAAAGAGCUGGGUCUAGACACACCUCAACUGGAUAAACAUGUCAGGAACAUACACAAGGCACUUGACUCGGACGACGUGGAACUGGUCAGGAUGCUUCUGAAAGAAGGGCACACCAACUUGGACGAUGCUUGUGCUCUUCAUUUUGCCGUGGCGUAUUGUGACUUGAAGACCACAACAGAACUGCUGGACCUUGGGCUAGCUGAUGUGAACCACAGGUGCAUUAGGGGCUACACUGUGCUUCAUGUUGCUGCCAUGAGGAAGGAGCCGAAACUGAUAGUGUCUCUCCUGACAAAAGGGGCUCGGGCUUCGGAUACAACACCUGAGGGUAUGACGGCUCUCCAGAUCGCUAAACGGCUCACCAAAGCCGCUGAUUAUAAUAGUUUCCCAGUGCAUGGCAAGCCCUCUUCCAAAGAUCGGUUAUGUAUAGAGAUCCUGGAGCAGUUAGAUAGACGAGAUCUGUUGCCCGGAGAAGCCUCUUUAUCACUCGCAAUGGCCGGAGAAGAACUGAAGAUGAAAUUGCUCUACCUUGAAAACAGAGUUGCACUAGCGAAGCUUCUGUUUCCGAGGGAGGCACAGCUUGCGAUGGAAAUUGCCCAAGUGGACGGGACGUGCGAGUUUACAUUAGCCAGCCUGGAGCCAGACCGUCUAAACGGGUCGAAGAGGACGGCACCAGACCUAAACAUAGCGCCUUUCAAAAUCCAAGAGGAGCAUCUGCGUAGACAUAGAGCACUCUCAAAAACCGUGGAGCUCGGGAAAUGCUACUUCCCGAGAUGCUCAGCGGUACUCGAUCAGAUCAUGGAUGCGGAAGACUUGUCGCAACUGGCUUGCAUAGAAAACGACACUAUAGAGGAACGGCUCCAGAAGAAGCAAAGGUACAUGGAACUGCAAGAUGCUCUAGGCAAGGCCUUUAACGAGGAUAAAGAGAACUUUGAUAAGUCAUCAAUCACUUCCUCAUCUUCCUCCACUUCUAAGUCCACUGCUUCGAGAGGACUCAAUGGUAAACUCACUCAACGGCAUUGAUAACUCUCGGGUUUUGACACUUACCCCUUGCCCCUCUCCCUUUUCUCUUUUUUUUUUGUAAUUGUACCAUUUUUUUUUUUGGUAAACGAAUUGUACCAUAUAUUUUCUCAUCCUUGUAUUAUAAUUGCGAGUUUGUGAUAUAACUCAUAGAAUACAGGUUCGUGAUACGUAUACCUUAA